Schistosoma mattheei is the source of this 861-nucleotide messenger RNA. The record is from the annotation of a GenBank genome assembly. Lineage: Eukaryota; Metazoa; Platyhelminthes; Trematoda; Strigeidida; Schistosomatidae.
AUGGUGGAAAUUGUUAUUGAUCAUAGAAAACGUUUUAAAGAAAUAAGAUCUCAUGCUUACAAUCACAAAAUUGUCCGGUUUAAUUCACGAUCAGGAAAUAAUUCAUUGAAUCAAUCUACAAUAAAUAAAGAUCCUCCAGAGGAGAAAUCUAAUGAAUCAACUGUAUACAAUCAAUACUGGUCAACAAAUGAUUUACUGUCUUUUGAAUGUGGCAGUAAUGAUAAUGAAAAAUGGCACCAUUCAAAUGAAACUGAAUAUCAUAGAGCUAACCUUGAUGAUAGAUUAGGUGUUAAUUUUAAUUCUGGAAUAUUUGAUUGGUCUCAAAGUGAAUCUUGGUUAAUUGUUCAAAAUGCUAUAAUAAAUACCAUUCUUUGUAAACCAAAUCUAGAUAUCAGUGAAGCCGUCAGAAAUAUGAGACAACUGGUAAACUCUGGAAUUGAAACAGCUACUAUUAUUGAAUAUUGUGAUGGAAAGGUGUUACGUAACACUAUGCGUACUCUUCGCAGACCGUUGGAAAAGUUAAAUGGCAAUGAAUUGAUCAGUGAACUAAUAAGAAUUUGGAAAUAUUAUAUAAACUAUAGUUAUCCUAUUAUUUUAUUAAUAUUCACUACAGUGUCAGUUCCACAAAAAACAAUUGAAUACAUGUUAGGAGCUUCCUUUUUAAAGUAUAUACUUGAGAGGAUGAAAAUUGAAGACAUUAUCAAGAAACAGAAUAACAAAAUUAAUUCGCAUGUUCGACACAUGUAUUACACAAUACUAACCUUUUGUUUAGACAAACUUUCAGGUGACAAAAUUCAACAAUAUAAUCAAUUAUUUAUGAAGUAUAUUUUACCUGGAAUGGAAUUCAUAGAAAAUCAAUAA